Messenger RNA from Clonostachys solani, 1599 nucleotides. Lineage: Eukaryota; Fungi; Ascomycota; Sordariomycetes; Hypocreales; Bionectriaceae. The record is from the annotation of a GenBank genome assembly.
AUGCGGUUCCUCGCCUUUGCCACGGCCGCUCUGGUAGCGUUCCCCUUUGCCACGGCCGCAGAAGCCCCAGAGGCCCCAGAAAUAUAUGACCCCGAAGUGUGGCCCAACAACAUCGAGAAGAUUCAGGAUACGAUCGUAGAGCACAAAAUCCCCUCUGAGCAUCCAUUGUAUUUUGUCAAAUACAAGUCGCCAAAGACUCCAAGGCUCAUUCCGAAGCAAUCUGAGAACGAAAACCCCAGCUAUAAGCUCGGCAGGUUUCAGAGGCCACCUCAGGUCGAAAAGGCCAACCCGAAGGAGCAACCCCAAAUCGAAAAGAUCCAGUACCUGAAGUCACCCAAGAUCGAAAAGGCCAAACCGCAGGAGCAAGCCCAAAUCGAAAAGUUCAAGUACCUGACGCCAACCAAGAUCGAAAAGGCCAAGCAGCAGAAGCAUGAUCCCUUCAAACACCAAAAGCUUUGUCACAAGCAUGACCACCUCAAGCCUUGUCACAAGCAUGAUCACCACAAGCAUGGCCACAAGCAUGAUCACCACAAGCCUUGUCACAAGCAUGAUCACCACAAGCAUGGCCACAAGCAUGACCAUCACAAGAUUCACUAUUUGCAAGAUCAUCAUGAUCUCGGCCGCAAGCAUGGUCAUGACAAGAACAAGCAUGAAAUCUAUUACAAGCAUCAACAAGAGAAGAAGAAGAAGCAUAAGGACCUGACCGCCAAGUGCAUCUGCGAGAGGCUCCAUCGCUUGGCUCACAAGGCCGACCGUCUCUUUGACCAUGUGAAGGACAUCAAGUGCGGCAACGGCGAUCGCGAUUGCUGGGAGCCAGUCCGCAAGGGUCUCUAUGAGAUUGAGUGGGAACUCGACCUCUUCGAUAGGGCAAUUGACAAGUCCAACCUGAACAAGUGCUUCAGCGAACAAGAGGAGGCCGAUAUUGCCCGCUGCUUCUGCCGUUACGCCGAAGCCCUAAUCAGGCUCCUUGACGAGAUCAGCAGGAAGCUCGAGCACAUUGAAGGCAAAACCGCUUACUUCAUCGUCACUGCUGUCAACAGUCUGCGUGCGGCCGACUACGCUUUCGUUUACGAGUUGGGUCGCCGCCUGCAGCGUGAAAAAUAUCAGAUUGAAAUCUUCAGGAAGGAGGGUGCCACAGAUGGAAGCACUCCCCACAGCAUCCGCAAGGCGUUUGCCCUCUUCGUCAGCACUCCUUAUAUUACAGGAGAGGAUUUCCGGGUCGAGGAUUACCAGAAGGAGCCCAAGGAGAAGGAGCUGAAGAUUAUCGAGGAGAUCAAGAACAAGCACAAGCACAAGGGCCAUCACCACCCUCAUCAUCACAAGGGUCACCACCAUCAUGAUAAACAUUGUCACCACCACCGUCCUCAUCACAAGGAUCAUGACCACCACCGCUAUUACCACAAGGAUCUUGACCACCACCGCCAUCACCACAAAGAUCAUGCCCGCCACUGCCCUCACCGGAAGGAUCAUGAUGACCACCGUCAUCACCACAAGGAUCAUGCUCACUUCCAUGAGUACCAUAAGGGUCAUGACGACAAGGAUAGGGAGAAGGAGAAGGUCAGGAUCAAGGUCGAGGAUCAUGAUAACCGGGCACAGUAG